Messenger RNA from Umbelopsis ramanniana AG, 1524 nucleotides. RefSeq lists its product as uncharacterized. The transcript is spliced from 4 exons. Bases 185 to 1159 code for a protein of 324 amino acids. NCBI's taxonomy places the organism in Eukaryota, Fungi, Mucoromycota, Umbelopsidomycetes, Umbelopsidales, Umbelopsidaceae. The record is from RefSeq and is a predicted model, not a curated record. Gene Ontology annotation, molecular function: phosphatidate phosphatase activity. Gene Ontology annotation, biological process: phospholipid metabolic process.
CUUGGAUAUAAAUUUGAUGACUUCAGAUGACCAUGAAUUUUCUGUAACUUCCGAUUUGCCGUAAUCGUCAUCGCCACUACUGCUGUCUAAGAUCGGAGUUGAAAUCUAUUGGUCAAAAUCCUCAAAAGCUUCACUCGCUUGACGAUCUUUUCACCUGCUUCUUACUUUGUUCCUAUAAUUUGCAAUGGCUUUAAAACCUUUAAAAGGGAGAAGAAAGCAUCUUUUCCUAUCAUACCUUAAAGACUGGGUUCUGGUCAUAAUUCUUAUUGUCGUCUUUCUGGUGAUUGAUAGUGUCGACCCGUUCUUCUCAGAAUUUCCCUUGCAAAACCGUCGAUUAAUGUAUUCAUUGAAGAACGAUACCCUGUCAAUAGGGGUCUUGGCUGUACUUGCUGUGGUUGUACCAUUCAUCAUAAUCGCCCUCGUGUCUAUAUUUUUAGUCCGCAGUCCACUUGAUCUUCACAAUGGAACUCUGGGCCUGCUGCUAUCAGUAUCAUUUACCAUCAUGAUUACAGAGAUAGUCAAGCUGACAGUGGGUGCUCACCGACCUGACUUUUUAGCUGUAUGUGCACCCAGAGAAGGUGCUGUGGAUCCUCCUUUGGGCCUGAGCAAUUUAUCGGUUUGUACUCGACCCCUCGAUUAUCUUCUAAAAGACGCGUUCAAAUCCUUCCCAAGUGGCCACACCUCUGUUGGAUUUGCUGGUCUCGUAUACCUCUCACUCUACUUUGCUGGAAAAUUACGGUUAUUUGUAAUGAAGACUGGUUACUUCUAUCGUGGCUUCAUCGUUACUAUGCCAAUUCUCGGAGCGGUUCUAAUAGGCGUAUCCCGCAUCACAGAUUACAAGCAUCACACUUGGGAUGUGGUAGUUGCAGCUUUGAUAGGCACUUUAUUUGCUUUUUUUGCGUACCAUCAAUACUAUCCAUCGUUAUGGUCUCCUCACAGUGGCAUACCAUUUGAGCCCAGAAUUGCGAAAAGAAACGAAUUAGCAACGAAUGACGAUGUAAGUAUCUCACAACAGCUGGCUGCUGAUUAUGGUCCGAAAGAAGAUGAUUAUCAACUCGGGAACACCUCAGGCACUAGCGGCCAAUCAUUCGAAAUGUCCAAUUCGCGCUCACAAGCAAACAUUGCAUCGAGCGGCUCAAAUGCAGCCAAUGUUUCGUAAUGUAGAUAGCCUUAGCUUGCGCAUGCAUGCCAAACGAACAUAUUAUUCUUUCAAUGUAUUGAGUUAAUCGUAUAUCUAAUGUACUUUAGACUAUCAGCCAAAGGGGUUAACCCCAAAAUGUACUUCCUCAGUGUUGCUAAUGUCGACGUUCGAAUUAAUGCUAUACUUAUUGGCGCUCAUGUGUGACAUUUUUUAAAAAAGCAAAAACUCAUAACUGCACAACAUACAAGUUUGAAUAUGAAUGUAUUAAUGCAAUUACGGUGGGCCGUUUAACAAUAUCAGCAGAUAUGAUCUAUGCUCUACUUGGCGGAGAAAGCUAUGAUAGUCAUUGCAAAUUUAGAAAUAAUAUCCGGGUUGAACUGAUC